This is a messenger RNA of Penicillium subrubescens, 4764 nucleotides long. Its product is annotated as WD40 repeat domain-containing protein. Gene Ontology annotation, cellular component: nucleus. The record is from RefSeq and is a predicted model, not a curated record. NCBI's taxonomy places the organism in Eukaryota, Fungi, Ascomycota, Eurotiomycetes, Eurotiales, Aspergillaceae. Gene Ontology annotation, biological process: positive regulation of transcription by RNA polymerase II. Gene Ontology annotation, molecular function: transcription factor binding. Bases 1 to 4764 code for a protein of 1587 amino acids. The transcript is spliced from 5 exons.
AUGGCACCGCAGUCGCAGGUGACGGAGUCCCGCUUCGAGCCUUGCGCCUCCACAGCAUCAUUAUUCCUCUAUGCCCAGGGUUCCGUGAUCCUAUGCUUGCACCAUGAUACUCUGGCGGUGGAACGUCGCUUUACCAGCCACCAGGAUAAUAUCGAGUUCAUAUCAGUGGAUAAUGUGAGCGAGCGCGGUGCGGGAAGGCUGGUUGUCAGCUACGACGUGGGCCAAACUGCAAUAGUCUGGGAUAUUUUUACGGGUACCGAGAUCGCGCGAUUUGCAUCAUUCGAGCAUUUGAGAGUCGCAUCGUGGAUGCGCAAUGGAAACGUUGCAUUUGGCAACGGCAAGGGUGAAGUAAUUCUUUUUGAACCUCCAACAUCAGAGCAUAUUUCAGCGCGCACAAUUUUCGAUCCAAUUACAGCUCUUGCGCCAGCAACAGACUGUCGCACAUAUGCGAUUGGUUACCAGAAUGGAUCAAUUUUGAUCGCUAACCUUCUUCCUCAAUUUACCAUCCUUCAUACAUUGACUACUUCCCGUGGGCCAUCGCCCAUCCUUUCCAUAGCAUGGCAUGCCUCGUCAUCGAAGCAGAAAUCGGACAUGUUAGCAACACAGGCUUCCGAUGGUGAUCUGCGAGUUUGGAGCGUAGCGAAACCGCCAGGAAAAGAGUCACCACGAGUUAUUCGAGUGCUGAAAAGAUCCGAUUCGACGUCUUCAGAUCCAAAGUGGAUGGCUUGGUCGAAGAAUGGAAGGAUUGUGCAGUAUCUUGAUGGGGAAACAUGGUCAUGGGAUGUUCGAACGAAGCACGUAACCUACGAGCCAAUCCCUACGAUACAGGGUGUGCGAGGCAUCGCGAGCUACGGUCCUACGGCAACACUUUUCACACUCGGCCCUCAGGAUACAGUACAACAGUAUGACUUGGAAUCUCCAGCCAUGGUUGCCAACGUUCAACAUCUUGCGGUUGCUUCACGGUCGACGGCAUCUGAAGGAAGUCGAUCAAGAACAAUGUCCCCACGUCGCCUGCAGGAUCCCCCCGACAUUCGCGAAAAGGGAGCCGGAAGACGGACGCCAUUUGACACGAAUGGUGUAGAAAGUGCGAAGCAAGCAAGGGCAGAUCUUAUCAGCCCCGCAUCUUCAAGAAGUCGGACGGAAUCUGUUAGCUCAAAAGCUUCCUCUGGAAAGUACAAGAUGGACCGGCCAUUUUCACCACCGAGUCGAUCUGCCCAGAGUGGAACGUCAUUUUCUAUGAGUGGCCAGGAUACCCCACAACCUUCGGCUUCAUACGCUUAUGCAUCUUCCAUUUCCAUGUCGUCGGCGAAAAGCUCCCGGGCUGGGUCUCGACUUCGAAACGAAGUCCACUUGAGUCCCGCUGAACGAAACAUUGUCGAUCUCUUUCCAUUUACCCGUGCGCGAUUAAACGAUGUACCAUAUAGACAGACACCGCCUCUUGACGAGACGCAUCUUACCCCAGAUGAUUUACGACAGCAGAUGCUCAGUGUGGUGUUUGGGUGGGACGGUGAUAUUCAAGAUUUGUUAAGAGACGAGCUGAGCCGUCACAAGGAAGGAAGCCAGAGCGCUAUUUUACUCACCCGAUGGUUGAAUGAUAAUGACUCUGAUCAAAUGGCAGCAAUGCUGGGACCUGGCCAAGUGACAAUAGCAGAUUGGAUGAUAUUGGCGCUGAGCCAGAUGAGCGGGCAGACACAGGCGAACAAGGUCGGACAGGCUUUUGUGCAAAAAUUGCUCGAGAUUGGAGACAUUCACACUGCGGCUUCCAUUCUCCUUGGAAUUGGGGAUUGUAAUGAUGCAAUUGAGGUCUACGUUUCUCGAAAUCAUUUCAUGGAGGCUAUCCUCAUGACCUGUCUUCUGAUGCCAACAGAUUGGCAGCGCCAGUCAUAUCUCGUUCGUCGCUGGGGAGAAUAUGUGGUCUCUCAUUCUCAGCAACAGCUCGCCAUCCGCUGUUUCAUGUGCACCGGGGCUGAACCGACUGAGCCUUGGACUUCACCAGCCGCCCAGCAGGCUGCAUCAUUCGCAGAAAUGAUUCGAGGAAAGUCACCAUUGGCAUCUCCAGAGCCCACACAACCCCUCGGCCCCAGUCUGAUACCUCCUCCAAACCGGCCAAAGUCUGGAUCAGCUCAACGCCCAGCUGGAAAGACCCCCGCGCUAAAACUCAUUACAUCCUUCGAUCAUCAACCGAAUCAGCGUUACCGAUUCCCUGGCUUAAAAUCAGACGAUCGUACGCCAACUAACGCGCCUGGUGUUACUCCAAUCGCCGAGUCCGCCGUUCCUGAUUCAGCCAUGUCUCCCGGUGGCUUUGGAUCGUACAAACUCAACAAUAUCCAAAGUCUCAGCCAGGCGAUGACUUCUCGAACAAACACCCCCGCCUUCAAUCGUCGUCGCCUACCCUCUAUUGGAGAGACCCCGGUAGAUGUCCACCCUCCAGCAUUCUCACGAAACCACUCCUACAACACAAGCAAUUAUGGUUCGACGUCCGAGAAUGACGACACGAGUGGACAUGAGCACAGCCAGGAUGAACGGCCCUCAGAUGGUGGCUUAUUGACCUUGUCUUCGGCACGAUAUAACCCCUCCUCGGAGAGUAAUUCCAUGAAGCCAAGUCCUCAGACAGCCGUUCAGGCUCCGGAUCAUUUUGCUUCCCUCAAGGGACUACCAUCUCCAGCGCCGGGCUUCAUUGAUGCACUCAGAGAGCAUUCUGACAUCCGGAAUGGGUCAAGGGAUCGAAAGCCAAAUGGACUACAGCUUGACCUAGUUCAAGCAGAAGAGGCUCCGCUUGACUCCCAGGGACUAUUACCUAGCGGCAAGAGUACGACUUCAACCCUGAACAGCUACACCUCCGCCAAGAGCCCGAGUGUCCGCAGUAUCGACCAGUAUAUCAGCAGUCUCGAUGAGGCAAACUAUCAUGCCAGAAAACAAAAUGGCCGUCGUACCCCUGGCCGCGGUCGGCGGAAUACGGACGACACCAGUAGUCAACAAGGAUCUCGUGUUCAUCAAUCCCGCGAGGUAUCUCAGGAAACUCGUGGCCGAAAUGAGCGACGAUACAUUCAGCCCGCUAAGCGUUCGCCUUCGUCACCAGUACCCAUGUCACCCGAGGAACUAGCUCGAUACCACACUGGAGACUCUGAGAAGCCACGAGAAUCACGCAAGAAGGGAUCAUCUCGUGCCAGAAGCGGAAGCAAGAUGAGAAAGGAUGGGUCGCGAAGCCGUCAGCGUUCGUCCAGUCGACACAAAGCAAACCGCUUCCAGGACGCCUCUUCUCGGGGUCGCAGCGUUGACCGCACAGGAUCUGCCGCUCGAUCACCGUCUUCACCAUUGCCCAUGUCUCUGCCAGCUCAGGGCGUCCUUAGAGCAGAUGAUGCAGAGGAUCCACUCCGGCUUGUUUCUGGAGACCGACGCUUGCGCUCGCGUCACCGGAGUGCUAGUCGUCGCCGAGUAGAGCGAGGAGCAAGCUCGAAGCGAGAUGAAUCUCCAGAGACCCGACACAUGCCAUCUUACAGUGUUCCCGAAGUUCGACAAGCCCCCGAGCCAGAGAUUCCUGCCCAGUCAGGCGGACAUGAGCAAUUGAGUGCCAAGGUCUUUGGUCAGGAGGAUUUGUUCCUCAAUGGGAACACCUACAAGCCGGAGCCAGUUUCUGAUGAUGCCCAAGAGUUGGUAUCUCCGACAACACCGUUUGUCAGCCUGGCUGAGAAAAAGAGAAGAGAGCUCGCAGCUGCUGAACUCGAGGCCCGGCGUCUUUCUCUAGCUCGCAACCCGUCUGCCCCGAAUAUUCCGUUCCCGGGCGAACUAUACAAUGCGCGAAGCCCAGUGGAUAGUCCGCCCCAAGUCUCUGGAUCGUUCUUCCCAAGGGCGCCAUCUCGAAACAAGAUUCCUCCUAGCAAGAACUCCCCGGAAUACCAGAGCGGAUCCGACUCUAGCUCCUCUCGAUCAGGUGUUCCUCUAGGACUACCUGCGACUCCUCGAGCGAUGAGACACCCAAAGUAUGGUGCCAAUGGGCAUGAAGUGGAACGACCUCCCUCAGUUCCAACUAUCCCAACGGAUUACUCGAACGGCAUUCUUCUCUCCGACGCCCGGUAUUCAGGUUAUCAAAAUGAGGCCGAGAGAAUCCCACGCUCCAUGUCUGUCCCCGUAGCAGAGGCCCAAGCCAACAACGCCUCGGUCCCAUCUGAUAUUCCCAUGCACCCACGAUUCAACCCCCAUCUCCCACGCAGCCGCUCCAGCAGCCGGAGUCGAAACAUGGGCCACCGACGCACCAGCUCCGGCGGUUAUGUCUCGGGUACAUCCCCCCACGUCACGAUCAGUAUCGAGGAGACAAUCGAGAACGCAAUACAACGAAGACCCUCAGGCGUCCAAGUUGAGAUGAUUCCACCUCCCCCUCCACCACCUAUCCUCCCGGAGUUACAGCAUCUCAACACACCCCCGCCUCCACCCCCAAUCCCACUUUCCACUGACCCAACUUCGCCCCGGGAAUCUUCUGCCACGAUUGACAUUGCCAUCGACCACGUAAACAUGGGUCGUCUGCUUCCCCGUGCUAUGACCGCUGCUCCGGCUUUGAGUGGGCCGAACACUCAUCAGAAUGCGAGCCGAAGGAUGUCGUUCGAGCACCGGCGGAAUCGGAGCUCGAAUGAGAGCUUUGCGAAUAAGCUGCGCAGUUUGACUCGGAUGCGGAGCAAUAGCCGCAGUGUGGAACCGUGGGGAAACACUGAGGCUGAAUGGCCGUAUAAUGACGUGCCAUUGUCGCAUGGUCAGAGCAAUGGUUUCUAA